GCGGGACAGUCCACCGGUUGCGGGGAAAAGCUGUGCGCGCUGCGCGCAGGCGCCCUGAGGACCCGGUAGCGGCGGUGGUGGUGGUUGCGGCGACAGCAGGGGGGAAGAGAGCCGGGUCCUUGGCCGAAGCGGGAGGCAGUGGUGGCGGCCAUGGCGGCAGAUGGAGAGCGAUCCCCGCUACUCUCCGAGACCAUCGACGGUGGUGCUGGCGGCAAUGGACCAGUGGGGUCGAGCGGGAGUGGGCCUGGGCCCGGGGGAGGCCUGACCCCUUCCGCGCCUCCGUACGGAUCCGGUAAACAUGCCCCGCCCCAGGCAUUUCCCCCGUUCCCAGAGGGACACCCAGCCGUGUUGCCUGGGAAGGACCCACCCCCCUACUCACCCCUGACUAGCCCGGACAGCGGCAGUGCCCCCAUGAUUACCUGCCGAGUUUGCCAGUCUCUCAUCAACGUGGAAGGCAAGAUGCAUCAGCAUGUAGUCAAAUGUGGUGUCUGCAAUGAAGCCACUCCAAUCAAGAAUGCACCUCCAGGAAAAAAAUAUGUUAGAUGCCCCUGUAACUGUCUCCUCAUCUGCAAAGUGACUUCCCAGCGGAUUGCCUGCCCUCGGCCCUACUGCAAAAGAAUCAUCAACCUGGGACCUGUGCAUCCAGGACCUCUGAGUCCUGAACCACAACCUGUGGGUGUCAGGGUCAUCUGUGGACAUUGCAAGAAUACUUUUCUGUGGACAGAGUUCACAGACCGAACCUUGGCCCGUUGCCCACACUGCAGAAAAGUGUCAUCCAUUGGGCGUAGAUAUCCACGGAAGAGAUGUAUUUGCUGCUUCUUGCUUGGCUUACUGUUGGCAGUCGCUGCCACUGGCCUUGCUUUUGGCACAUGGAAGCAUGCACAGCGAUAUGGAGGCAUCUAUGCAGCUUGGGCAUUUGUCAUCCUGUUGGCUGUGCUGUGUUUGGGCCGGGCCUUCUAUUGGGCCUGUAUGAAGGUCAGCCACCCUGUCCAGAACUUUUCCUGAGCCCCAUGAUGAUCCACAGACUGCCUGGCCCCUCCCUGGUGGGGACAGUGACACUACAAAGGGAGCCAUGGUAAAAGGCUCCUAGAGUUUCUGUAAGGGGAGCCAAGCAGCUGCCUGCCUUUUCCCUGGGGAGAGGUAGGAUGGAACCAGGCCCUCACCUAGGCUUAGAGGGGUAGGUAAGACCACUGCUGGUCAUCCGCUUUCCUCCAAGGGUUGCUGUGUUUAAGGUGAAGUAGGCAAAAUGUCCCUAAACCAGGGUCCUACAAGAGGGUUCUAGCCUAGUCUUUCCUUUAUGCUCUGAGAGCCAUUCCUGUCCCUUACACAGUCCAGGGCAAGUGGGCGGGGGUGGGUAGCCCUGGGGGUUUCCCCUCCUGUUGUACACCAUUAGGACUGCUGCUGCUAUUGCACUUCACCAGGGGCUGGCUCUGAUCUCAGUACCCUCAGCCUCCUCUCCCACCAUUCUGUCCUGUGGGGGUGGAGUCAGCUGCUGCUCUGUACAGAACCACAGGAAUUGAUAUGUGUAUAUAACUAUUUAAUGUGGGGUAUAUUCCCCCAUCCUGUUUCCCUUAAUUCCUCUUUCCAACUUUACCCCCCAGUUGCACCAUUUAACUGGGCUAGGUAGGGUUGCUGUAUUGGUGGAAAUUAGGGACUCAUCCUAUGCUUGUAAAUAAAUAAGGUCAUGACUCUA
This is a messenger RNA of Manis javanica (Malayan pangolin), 1693 nucleotides long. RefSeq names its product phosphatidylinositol-4,5-bisphosphate 4-phosphatase 1 (gene PIP4P1). Gene Ontology annotation, biological process: phosphatidylinositol dephosphorylation. Gene Ontology annotation, cellular component: plasma membrane; late endosome membrane; phagocytic vesicle membrane. Gene Ontology annotation, molecular function: phosphatidylinositol-4,5-bisphosphate 4-phosphatase activity. NCBI's taxonomy places the organism in Eukaryota, Metazoa, Chordata, Mammalia, Pholidota, Manidae. The record is from RefSeq and is a predicted model, not a curated record.